This is a messenger RNA of Triticum aestivum (bread wheat), 1043 nucleotides long. Its product is annotated as protein Iojap-related, mitochondrial. The transcript is spliced from 4 exons. The record is from RefSeq and is a predicted model, not a curated record. Gene Ontology annotation, biological process: negative regulation of translation; negative regulation of ribosome biogenesis. The coding region runs from base 83 to 622 and encodes 179 amino acids. Gene Ontology annotation, molecular function: ribosomal large subunit binding. Lineage: Eukaryota; Viridiplantae; Streptophyta; Magnoliopsida; Poales; Poaceae.
UCUUCUCGGUCGCUCCUCGACCUCGGGGUGGAAAUCGUAAAAGCUCUGGCCGGAGAGAAACAAACCCCUUUCCUCCGCACCGAUGUUCUCCGCUGUUCGAUCCCGAGCCCUCGGCCGAUGGCGCCCGCCGCCGCACCUUCUUCCGCGCCUCCUCUCCUCCGCCGGCGCCUCGUCGGCUCGGCCGGCGGAGCUUAUCGAGCUCUCGGAGGUGGAGAAGGUGCUGCACGACGUCCGGGCGGGGGACGUGCGCGUGUUCCCCGUCGGUGAGGGCGGGCUCCACGGCGGCGCUUGUGCGGACUACAUGGUCGUCGCCACCGGCCGCUCCGACUGGCACGUCCGCAACAUCGCACAGGCCAUACUCUACAAGAUAAAGCAGAAACAGAAGGGCUCUAAUCGAAUAUUGAUGCCGAGUGUAGAAGGCCAGCAAGCUGGAAAGUGGGUUGUCAUUGAUUCUGGAAGUAUCAUCAUCCACGCGCUUGAAGAAAGAGCAAGAGAGUACUAUGAUUUGGAAAGUAUUUGGACAAAGGCGGUGUCCCCUAACAUUUCUGUUCAGGAGUUGGAGACCUCACUUGUGAAGACGCGCCGCAGGGACCUGUCGCAGAAACCCAUGAAGAGCAUUUGAGUUAAAUGUGCUGCGGCCAUGAUCCAUCAUCUGUAGUGGUCAGUUUUCCAACCCUGAAAUCCUAUUUGGAUGCAUCAUCCAACGAACCACAGGGUCACACCACGGACCUCCACUAAGACAAGAUGUAUUUACGAUUUUGUAUGCAGGGUUUGUUAGGUUGGCAGCGUCAAGCUUGUUUGUGUCAAGAACAUUGAAGGAUGAUAGGUUUGCAAGGCUGCUUGUGAAUGAGCCCGUCUGGAUUCGUGACACCAUGACGUCUCUGUCAAGUUUGCUCCUGUUAUCUUUUAUCAUUUCGUCGUUUGCAAGUUCAAGCCAAGGUUGUGGGCUUUUUUUUUCCUUUCAUUUUGUUAUUCACCCCUUCAUUGGAUAGUAAUCAUAAUACUAUGAUACUAUGUGGAAGCCAAGGUAACACAUUGGCCAA